AAUUGACCAUUUUCACAGAUCUUUCUUUUGGCUUAAAGUUGAAGAUGGGCACCCUGCCACUUCCAUGAACUUUCUUGCUGGUUCUUUUCCUUCUCCCCAUCCUCUGUAUAUAAUCUCCACGCAACUCUUUCCAACACCCACUAACAAUUUGUUCUGAUUUUGCUUCUUUCUUCUCCAAAAGCAAGCUAAGAGCUGCAAAAAUGGCAGCUUGCAUUAAUGACAGAACCGGCCAAUGCCAAAUUUCUAACAUUUUUCCAUGCAGAUCCUUCAAAUUCAUCAGACCCUGUUUCUCAAACCCUGUUUCAGGCAAUCAAAGUUGCCAGAGCAAGCCACCCUGCACUUCUGAUGCUGAUGAAGACGAUCACUUAUGGGGGAAAAUCCAAGAAGAGGCUCUGUUUGAUUCAAAACAAGAGCCCAUACUCUCUCACUACUAUUGUUCUUCCAUUUUGGUACACAAUUCUCUGGAAACUGCACUGGCAAAUCACCUGGCACUUAAACUAGCCAAUUCAAGCCUUUCCAGUGAUUCCCUCGUCACAGUUUUUUCCACAGCAUUCGAUGAAGAUUGCAAGAUCAGAGCAGCCAUCAGAGAAGAUCUUGAAGCUGCAAAAGCAAGAGACCCCGCCUGCAUCAGUUAUGUUCAGUGUUUGUUGAACUUCAAAGGGUUUCUGGCAUUGCAAGCCCAGAGAGUGUCACAUAGGCUGUGGUCACAGGGGAGGGCUGCCCUGGCUCUGGUGAUCCAGAGCCGGGUUUCGGAGGUUUUUGCCGUCGACAUCCACCCGGGGGCGAGGAUCGGGCAGGGGGUCCUGCUCGACCACGCCACUGGAGUUGUAGUUGGCGAAACCACGGUGAUCGGAGACGGGGUUUCCAUUUUGCACAGUGUGACCCUGGGAGGGACUGGAAAGGAAGUUGGGGACAGGCACCCCAAGGUUGGAGACGGAGUUUUUAUAGGUGCAGGGGCUAAGGUUUUGGGGAAUGUUGUUAUAGGGGAAGGGGCUAAAAUUGGUGCGGGGUCCGUGGUUUUAAGGGCAGUGCCCUCCGAGGGCACCGCUGUGGGGAACCCUGCUAGAUUGGUUGGAGAGAAGGAGAGACCUAGAGUGUGAAAAUGACAUUUUAUUUUUUACAGCCCUUCUUUUUCCAUGGUUGAUGUGUAAGAGUGUAGAGAAAAUGACCAGGUUGUCCGAAAUUUUUUUCCUUUCUUGGAAGCCAGUGCUGGCAACUUCUGCAAUUUUUACAGUGGACUGAUCCUUUGAUGGUGUUCAUUCAGUAUUGGGGCUGAUGAUUUAUGCCAAGCGAAGCACUUUUUUUCUUCUUCGAGCAGCCUAAUGGAAAACACCAUUCUCUGUUGUUUAUUUGUUUAUGUUUCUUUUUUGUUGCUAUGUUGCUUUUCUUUGGUGGAAGAUAUUGACCUAUUCCUUAUGGUCCUUGCCUUAGAUAAUGAGUGAAUAUAAUGGUUAAUUAUGUGGUGAUGGUA
This is a messenger RNA of Malania oleifera, 1471 nucleotides long. Its product is annotated as serine acetyltransferase 1, chloroplastic-like. Lineage: Eukaryota; Viridiplantae; Streptophyta; Magnoliopsida; Santalales; Ximeniaceae. The transcript has a single exon. The coding region runs from base 201 to 1100 and encodes 299 amino acids. Gene Ontology annotation, cellular component: cytosol; cytoplasm. The record is from RefSeq and is a predicted model, not a curated record. Gene Ontology annotation, molecular function: L-serine O-acetyltransferase activity.